AUGGGGUCGAUGUCCCAGCAGCUCGGUGAUAAGGGUCAGACGGAGGAUGUGAAUCUGAGUGAAGGUCAACCAGGUCAGCGCUCCUUCAGUGAACCAGCAGAUGGCCCCCGGGGGCGCCCUGAGACCCUGCAGUUGGAUAUGAUUGAAAGCACAGGACAUCACAAAAAAAGAAAUAGGAAAACCAGCUUUUCCAGGAGAGUUUACACAGGGGAAGACCGCAUGGGGGAUGAUGCUCUUGAUGCAGAGCCGCUCACAUCUCUGCGGAGGCCCCACUGUUCAGCUGCCACCCAGAAGUUCCUCUCUCACAUGCCGAGCUGCAGCGCUGGGAAAUAUAAUUCAACAGUAGUGUCCAACAAGAAGGACCAGCUGGUGGCCGACCUCCGGGGCCUCUCUGUGAGGGAGGGCAAGCGGAAGCUGCGGGCCAUGCCACUCAGCCUGGGCAGUAAGAUGGGGCUCAGCCGACUUGCUUUUAGGGACGUAGGUUCAACUACCAGCAGAGUUAUUCAAUGCUGCGGUGGUCACAGUGGGCACAUUCUAAGGGUGAGUACAAAUGUUGUGCUGAUAUGUGAUGAGGUACAAAUGAGUAUAUGCAUCAGUCGCACGCUCAUGUUUUUCUCCCCUCAGACUUGUCGUCAAUGCCUGUUCCGCUGCUUCAGCCUCCUCGGCUCCCUCCGGCUGUGGCAUUCAGCCAUGAAGAGGGUGAGGGGACGUUUCGGAACAGGAGUGCUCUCCUAUUUCCUGUUCCUCCGAAUCCUCCUGGGCCUUAACCUCCUGCUCUUCAUCAUCAACGGCCUAUUCGUGGUCAUUCCUCAAGCCAUCCACCCUCCUCCUCCUAGUAAUAGCUCUGACACUUUCACUGGUCUUGAGCUUUUAACAGGCAAGGGCUACUUCUCUCAUAGUGUGAUGUUCUAUGGCUACUACACCAACACCAACCUCACAACUUGUCAUGUUAGUGACUAUACUAACCCAUCUUUGUGCCAAACGGGGACAUACAACAUACCUGCAGCCUACCUCCUCACCAUCGCCUCCACCUUCUUCGUUAUCUUAAUCAUCCUGGUGUACAGCAUUUCCAAGUCCUUCGGGAGAAGUUUUCACGUCCUCAAGUCGAAAGGGAAUUUGGCAGUAAACGUUUUCUGCGCCUGGGACUUCAAACUGAGCAAGAAGACGUCUGUCAGAUUUCAGUCUGAGAAAAUCAGCAAUCAGCUCAAAGAGAUUCUGUCUGAGAUGAUCACAGGAGACGGUGAAAAGAGCUGCAACCAGCGACUCUGCCACCUCAUCGUGCACUUGGUGGCGUGGACUUCUUGUCUGGCCAGCAUCGCCCUGGUUGCCAUGGGGAUGCACUUCCUGUCAGAGGACAUCAUUAAACCUGAAAGAGACACUCAGUUGCUGCUCUUGCCUGCAGUGGUGUCGGGAAUCAACCUGCUCCUCCCGGGCCUCUUCAACCUGUGUGCCUGGGUCGAGAAACACGACUCACCCAGUGUCAGUGUCCAUGUUUCCAUCUUCAGGAACCUGUUGUUGAAGAUCACUAUUGUUGGAAUGCUGUGUUACCGCUGGCUGGGGAGAAUUUCUGAGGAACAAGAAAGGCAUUUGCAGUGCUGGGAGAACUUUGUGGGUCAGGAAGUGUACCGCCUGCUCCUGAUGGACUUCAUCUGCACGUUGCUUUACACCUUUCUGGGAGAGUUCCUGUGGAGGCUCUUUACCAAGCAAGUACGGGGAAGGGACAGAAAGCCAAAGUUUGACAUUGCCCGUAAUGUGAUGGAGCUCAUUUAUGGACAAACUCUUACUUGGAUCGGGGUGCUGUUUGCUCCACUUCUACCCGCAGUGCAAAUUAUAAAACUGCUUGUGCUGUUUUACAUCAAGAAGGGCAGUCUGAUGGUAAACUGUCAGGCCCCCAGCAAGCCCUGGAGGGCCAGUCAGAUGACAACCCUGUUCAUUACUAUGUUGUGUUUCCCGUCAUUUGUCGGCGCUGCCGUGUCUGUCUCUUACACGAUUUGGACGCGUAAACCCUCAUCAGGGUACGGACCAUUCAGGAAUCUCGUCACCAUGUCUGAGUCCGGGAGGCUGUGGGCCCAGGGGCUGAAGAAAGCCCACCCAGGCUUGUCUUGGCUCAGCACGGUCUACAACGUUCUGGUGGAGAACCCAGUUUUCUUAUUCCUCGCCAGUGGAGUCUUCUUAUUGGUGAUAUACUUUCACGCCCAAGUUGUUGAUGGCCAAAAGAAAAUCAUCAGUCAGUUAGAAACUCAAAUAGAAAACGAGGGUAAGGACAAACAGUUCCUCAUCACCAAACUGCAAGCGACUUGUGAAUAGAAUAGUCUGGUUUGUCAAAGAUAAGGUUGUGGCUGAGCAGCU
Limanda limanda (common dab) is the source of this 2349-nucleotide messenger RNA. RefSeq names its product transmembrane channel-like protein 6 (gene tmc6a). The record is from RefSeq and is a predicted model, not a curated record. Gene Ontology annotation, molecular function: mechanosensitive monoatomic ion channel activity. Gene Ontology annotation, cellular component: plasma membrane. NCBI's taxonomy places the organism in Eukaryota, Metazoa, Chordata, Actinopteri, Pleuronectiformes, Pleuronectidae.